Messenger RNA from Chelonia mydas (Green sea turtle), 12861 nucleotides. It is a transcript of the gene IFIH1, whose product is annotated as interferon induced with helicase C domain 1. The record is from RefSeq and is a predicted model, not a curated record. Gene Ontology annotation, biological process: innate immune response; positive regulation of interferon-beta production; response to virus. Gene Ontology annotation, cellular component: cytoplasm. NCBI's taxonomy places the organism in Eukaryota, Metazoa, Chordata, Testudines, Cheloniidae. The transcript is spliced from 16 exons. Gene Ontology annotation, molecular function: single-stranded RNA binding; ATP binding; zinc ion binding. Bases 7240 to 10275 code for a protein of 1011 amino acids.
CAUUAUUAUUAUUAUUAUUAUGUAUUAUUUCAAGACGUAACAAACAAGAUCAAAACUUCCCCCAGUUUGUCCUUCACCCCUCUUCAGUUCCUUAACCCAAAGUUUCUGGCUCUAAUCUGAGAGUCUUUUUUAUAAUAGGACUUCCUCAGUUUCCCUUCUGUCCAUUUUUGUUUCUGGGAGUGGUCCCUUCAACCUCUAGCAGGUAUUGCAGCUCCUCCUCUUCAUUUCCUUCUCCUCCUUUUAUGAGGAUCACCCAGUAAAGCAGCAGGUCUUUUCCCAGAGGUAAAGCUUGAGGAAAAGAAGCACAGGAGUCUGUUCUCACUAGAGCAUGCUCGCCUCCAGAGCCUGGAAUGAAUCCUAAGACUCCUGACUCCCACCAUUCCUCUGCUGUCAACAAGUACCUAAGAAACCCCUGGCAAAGUGUCUCAUUCCCCUGCAGUGCUGGUCCACAUAGUGGAUGACAACCUACUAUUGCUAUUGUUUAGUCCAGUAGCUCAAGUGACAAGGAUCUGUGUGGUGGAUCUAAAGUUUCAGCCUUGUGGAUGACCUAUAUGGGUGUUAAUAUGAUGCCACAUGAUGGAAUUUUGCGGGAGAGAACAUUAGUUUGCCUUUUUUAAAACCCAGGAAGUUACACUGACAAAAUUACACUAAGAGAAUAUUAUUAAGAUUGUAAAAGACUAGUACUCAAAAGUUAGGAAAUGCCAUAAUUAUAGACAGAGCAACCUUAAUCAGCCCCCUUGCAUGUAUGUAUUAUGAUUAUGCUUGGAACGAUUCAUUUUUUAUCAGUAAAUGUCAAUUUCACCAUACACACAAAAAACAAUGACAAAAUAUUUCCAUCAAUAAUUGAAAUUUACGAUAGACAAAGAAAGAAAAAUGCUGCUUUGAGAAUUUAUUGAGCCAGACAGAGCUCCAGCCCCUCCCGGACAACACUCCUGGAUUCAGCAAGGUGUCCCAGCAAUCCAUCUCCCCUCUCUCCAGUGUGAAAGAGGAGACAGUUGGGCCAUCCCCCAGAUCCAUCAUACACUGGCUGUGGCCCUUCAUUGUCUGGGAUAAGUAUUCUCCUGCCAUUAACUAAUGUAAUUAGUCUAUAGGUCAAAUUGUAAUAGUCUGUGUUGAAGUACUGAAGGUUCAAACUCUGCUGAUGAUGCAUCAUAAGGGCUGGAUGUGACAGGUGUAAAUAAUGGAAUUAGUUUUUACCUCCUUCCUUUAAAACUAGGAAAUGACUUACAAAAAUACUACAUUAAAAGAACUCUAGGUUGCGAAGUCAAGAACUCAGAAGUUUGAUUGUCCAUACAUUCCUCUUUGUGAGAGUGCAUUAUGAUAUAGUCUUUAAUUACACACCCCAUGCUGUUUUUUUCCUCUGGGUAUUUGACUUACUCAGGGUACAAGUUGGAUGCACAAUAGGGCAUAAUUAAGUUUGCCCAAGCAACCAUAACUCUGGCAUUUCCCAGCUUUUGAGAGCUGGAUUUAAUUAAUCUUUUUUCCUUUUUUUUUUUUUACAUAAUUAUAAACUAAAUCAUGUAUGGAUUUUAUGCAAAUAUGGAUUUGGUGAAGUACUUAUGCCAAUGGGAGGUAGCAUCUUCAAAAAAUACAUAGGUGUCUGCUUCCAGGAGAGGUUUCCUGGCUGUGAAUUCCAAGCAGAGAGAGGUUCCACCCUCCAGCCUAGAUUUAGGUACCCAAGUUUAUGUGAGGAAUGGGGCUUAGGACACACUCCUUUCAUCAGUAUCUCCCUUUGGCUAGUUUACACAGGUCCCCACUUAGCAUGCUGGCUUUGGCAAAUCCCAUUCUUAGGCACCUAUAUCUCCCCAUUCAUUAUAUAGAGAGCCUAGGUGCUGGACUCAAGACUUUGUGGAUUCCAGUGGGUUUUUUUCUAGGCACCUAAAAGUUAGGUGUUGUAAUGCUUACUGUCACAAUGCCUGAGUCCCUUUGUGAAUCUAGCCCCCAGUGCGUAGUAUCAGUCUUUCCUGGGUUGGGGAGACAGGCCACCAUGCUUACACCUGGUUUUAUCGUAAUUUACAAAUUAAAACAAUGGAUCUUAACCCAAGAAAAACAGGGUUAUAAUAAAAAUGUUAUAGUCAUGAACUGUAGCUUUGCUGUCAGGUAUGGCCGUAAUGAUACUUUUAUAAAACUCCAUAUAUAUGGAAUGGAUUCCAACAUGUCUUAGUUUAGAAACUUUAACAAACUUCCCCUUUACUCAAAGGAAAACAUUUUUAAAUGUGCUUUUGAAAAUUCCACGAGGUACUAGGUUAGGCACAUAUCUGAAUCUGUAGGUACCUAAAUAUCUUUAAAAAUCUGGCCCCCGCCAUCUAUUUCCCUAUAGCCCUGUUCAAGUAAUAAUGACUUGUGCUUGUGCUAACCAAAGGUGCCAUGGCAACAAGGAUGCCCAGAAAAAGUAAGGGUGGGUGAAAACGUUACUUAGCAACAAGGAUCUUUAGGUUGGAGAGCUCUGUUCCUAAUUGUGAAGGAAAAUGACAGUCAAAAUCAAAAAAUGUAAAAACUCAAGGAGGAAAUGUGCAGUGACUGGUGAUGGUAAUGUGUUGGAAAGAAGUAUCAAAAGAAAGACAGAGGGGCAUUAAUAUGAAAUCUUAGGGAAUAUAGGAGCUUCUGAACAGACCUGGAACAAACCAGAAAUAAAAAGGGAACAGUAAGAGAACAAUGAAACCAAACAGCACAGAAUGAAAUGAAACCAAAACCCAGAAUAGACAUACAGAAAAGGAUAAUGGAAAGCAAACAGUGUUGAAAGAGGAAAACAGAGGACUAUAAAACAGAAGAGAGAGUUUCUAUGUACAUAUGUAGCUACAACUCUACUUAAGAACAUAAGAAUGACCAUACUGGGUCAGACCAACGGUCCAUCUAGCUCAGUAUCCUAUUUUCCAACAGUGGCCAGCACCAAAUAAUUCAGAGAGAAUUAACAGAACAGGUCUAUUAUCAAGUGAUCCAUCCCCUGUUGUCUAGUCCCAGCUUCUAGCAGUCAGAGUGUUCGGGACACCCGGAUCAUGGGGUAAUGCCCUGACCAUCUUAGCUAAUAGCCAGUUAUGGACCUAUCCUCCAUGAACUUAUUUAAUUAUUUUCUGAACCGAGUUAUACUUUUAGCCGCCACAGCAUCCCAUGACAGUGAGUGCCACAGGCUAGUUCUGCAUUGUGUGAAAAAGUACUUCCUCUUGUUUGCAUUAAAUCUGUUGCCUAUUAAUAUCAUUGGGUUUUUGUAUUGUGUGAAAGGGUAAAAAAUAACACUUUCACUUUCUCCAAACUAUUCAUGAUUUUAUAGACCUCUAUCAUAUCCGUCCUUAGUUGUCUCUUUUCUAAGAUGACCAGUUCCAGUCUUUUUAAUCUCUCCUCAUAUGGGAGCUGUUCCAUACCCCUAAUCAUUUUUGUUGCCUUUAUCUGUACCUCAUCCAAUCCUAAUAUCUCUCCUUUGAGAUGGGGUGACCAGAAAGGUAUGAAGUAUUCAAGGUGUAGGCAUACCAUGGAUUUAUAUAAUGGCAUCAUGAUAUUUUCUGCCUUAUUAUCUAUUCCUUUCCUAAUGGUUCCUAACAUUCUGUUGGCUUGUGCCGCUGUACAUUGAGCAGAUGUUUUCAGAGAACUAUCCGGGUUGACUCCAAGCUCUCUUGAGUGGUAACAGCUAAAUUAGAAUCCAUCAUUUUGUGUGUACAGUUGGGAUUAUAUUUUUCAAUGUGCAUUACUUUGCACUUAUCAACAAUGAAUUUCAUCUGCCAUUUAGACAUGUUUUGAAGUAUUUAACACUUUGCCCUCUUUGGGCCAAAUGCAAAGCCCACUGAAAUCUAUGGAAAAAUCUCAUUCACAUCAUUGGAAUCUGUAUUAGGCUCAUAGAGUCUUUCAUCAAAGACUGGAAGUCAGAAAGACUAAAUAAAGCAUUACAGAUUUAUGUCGGUAUGACUACAUCACUCAGAGGGGUGGAAAACGGGCUUCUCACAUUGACAUAGCUACCUCUCAGAGAGGUGGAGUACCUACGCUGACGGAUGAAGCUCUCCCAUUGGCAUAGGUAGCGUCUUCACUAAGCACUAUGGUGGCACAGCUGCAUUGGUACAACUGCAGCACUGUGAGUGUAGACCAGCCCUAAGACACACAACUUCCUUGCGCAGCAGAGGAGAACUUUAUUUGACAACUUUACAGAACGGGAAAACAGACAGACACAGAAGAGUGAAAAGAACGAGGCGUACUUGUGGCACCUUAGAGGCUAACAAAUUUAUUUGAGCAUAAGCUUUUGUGGGCUAAAACCCACUUCAUCGGAUGUAAGGUGCCACAAGUACUCCUCAUUCUUUUUGCUGAUACAGACUAACAUGGCUACCACUCUGAGAAGAGUGACGUGACUUCACAGAAACUAAUGUAAUUUAGCAAGUUACUACUUAGAUAUUUGGAAUGCUGAUUUGAGUGCCCAAAUAUGGAAGGCAUUGCCUUAAUUUAGGCACCCCAAUUUAGAAAGCUCCACCCACAGAUGACACUAAAGAUAUGUCUACACUUUUGAGUUGGCGAUAGGAGUCCCAGUUUGGGAGACAUACCCACAGUAGCGCUCACUGAGCUAGCAUGCUAAAAAUAGAUGGUAGCCAUGACUGGAGGAGCUAGCCACCCCAUGUACAUACCCAUCCAAGGCACCAGGCACAUACUUAAGGCACCGAGCACCACCGACCUCUUGCGCUACUGCGGCUACACUAUGUGUAGUAUGCUAGUUCAAACAGAGUUAGCAAGGAUAUGUCUUCUCAAGCUGGGAAUUACAUCCCCAGUUUGAAGUGUUAGACAUACCCUAAGCCAGGUUUGGCCAAACCUGAGUGGCGUUGCGACCCCAUAUGCCAGGUUGCAACACCCAGAGUCGGGAGUCAGAACCCCCAUAGGUUCUGCUGCUGUAAGGAGAGUACAGGCUCGCUCUCCAACACCUCCCUCACCCCGAGCCUUCCCUCCACACCAAGCCAAGAUCAGGGUUGUGGUGUGAAGGCAGAGGGUGCUGCUGCAGGUGGUCAGGGAGAGGAGAAGGAGGUGGCAGUGACAAAGGAGAAGGAUCCUUGCCUGUGAUUUUGCCUCUUGCCUCCUUCUCUCCCCCUCCUCCCCCUUAAUUUGGAUUCUGGAUGGAUCAUGCAAAAGAAAAAAUGCACCUGAUGGGUCCCCUUAGUAAAAAGUUUGGGAACCACUGUCCUUGCUGACACUAAGUUGUCACAUAGCAGCAUCAGGGAGCCAUGCUUCCUACCAUUUUUAGUUAGCUGAGACUCCAUCCUAUCCUGAUGGAUAAUGACCUGGCAUCAGCAAUACCUGCUUUCGUGACCUGCUGCCUGGAAAAAAAGCAAUGCAACAUACCUGGUUGUCAAGCCAUCAGCCCUUAGGAAACUCCAGCCAAUACAGAACGUUACAAUGUACUUCCUCAGCAACACUGGCUACCUCCAGUAUGUUUUCUGCUUUCUACACUGGCUUCUCAUUGAAUGUCAAGUUCAAGAUGCUCUAUGGCCUGAACCCACGAUAUCUAAGAUAUUGCUUAGACCUUCAGGAUAAAGAUUGUAGCUGACAACUCCUUCUACCAUAAGUUGAAGCUUGUCUGACAGAACCAUCUCUAGGGCUGUUCUGAUAUUGUGAAGCAAACUCUCUCAGGAACUAAGGGCCCUCACAAACUCCACCUCUUUCCACUUCCAGAGCAAGGCAUGCUUCUUCAAGCUGCCUUCUCUAACAUACAUUGAUCAAACUGGACAGUCUCUACGUAAAAGAAUAAAUAGACACAAAUCAGACGUCAAGAAUUAUAACAUUCAAAAAUCAGUCGGAGAACACUUCAAUCUCUUUGGUCACUCGAUUACAGACCUAAAAGUUGCAAUUCUUCAACAAAAAAGCUUCAAAAACAGACUCCAAUGAGAGACUGCUGAAUUGGAAUUAAUUUGCAAACUGGAUACCAUUAAUUUAGGCUUGAAUAGAGACUGGGAGUGGAUGUGUCAUUACACAAAGUAAAACUAUUUCCCCUUGUUUAUUUCCCCCCUCCACCCCCAACUGUUCCUCAGACAUUCUUGUCAACUGCUGGAAAUGGCCCACCUUGAUUAUCACUACAAAAGGUUCCCCCGCUCUCCUGCUGGUAAUAGCUCACCUUACCUGAUCACUCUCAUUACAGUGUGUAUGGUAACACCCAUUGUUUCAUGUUCUCUAUGUAUAUAAAUCUCCCCACUGUAUUUUCCACUGAAUGCAUCCGAUGAAGUGAGCUGUAGCUCACGAACGCUUAUGCUCAAAUAAAUUUGUUAGUCUCUAAGGUGCCACAAGUACUCCUUUUCUUUUUGCGAAUACAAACUAACACGGCUGCUACUCUGAAACUUCUCUAACAUAGACACACAGUAGCAUGCACAUUUAAAAACACCCAAAGACCUUCCAAAACAAAACACUCCACUCCAAGCACAAGUCUCCCCUUGGAGAGAGGAUGAAAGAGAGCAAGAGCAAGUCCGAGAACAACAUGACAGAUGUUAGUCAUGUUGCUUAUUGCAGGGGGUGGAGGGCACUCAGAUACUAUUGUGAUGUGGGUGGUAUAGGAACCUAUACAGAACCAGCCCUGAGGGUUGUAAAUAAAAGCUUAAAAAGUGAAGAGUGUGGGACCUAGCAGCUCAGAAAACAGAAGGCAAAUCAAACCCCACACUUAAAAACUCCUCAUGAUUUUUAAACCAAUCUCAUGAUUUUGGGGGAGCUGUUGUUUUGUUUGUACUGCACAUAUGGCUCCUGUGCUGCUAUUUUUGCCUUUCUGUGCCCCCUAUGUAUUCUCUUCCUUCUCUCCCGCCACCCCGUUCUGCUGGCAAGAGACGACUUGGGACAGGACCCAGCUCCCCUCCCGGGCUGGGCUGGCCACCUGGGCUUCGGCAGGGGCUGGCUGCAGGAUUCAGGAAGACGGCUCAGCCCUUUGCGUUUGGAAACCGAUCAGCCGGCAGGAAUCGAAACCGAAAGCGGACGGCGGGGGACGGUUAAAAGCGCCGUGAGCUUCCCCUGCUCAGCAGAACCUUGGAGGCAGGGAGCGGAGAAGCCGGAGAGACGUGCCCAGGCCACCAGCGGGAAGCGCAAAGGCUGAGGGUUAGCUACACCCUUCCAGCAAGGGCCGGGCGCAGGGGGAGAACCGCAGCCACCCGCCCCCGGCCAAGCGGCUGGGACCUGAGCGCCGGAGAAGCGUAGGGAGCCUCCCCCUUCCCUGGGCACUGGGGACUCUCGGAGCAGGCGGAAGCGCCAUCAUCCGACGCCCCCAGCCUUGCCACGGUGACUCCGGGCGCAGGAGAGAUGUCGGCCCUAUCGCCCGAGGAGCAGUUCCUCUACCUGAUCUCCUGCUUCAGGCAGCGGCUCACGCAGUCCAUACAGGUGGCACCGGUGCUGGACCGCCUGGCCACGCUGAGCCCGCAGGAGAAGGAGCGGAUCCGGGCGGUCGCUGCGCAGCAGGGCGACCCGCAGGCGGCUGGGUUGCUGCUGGACGCGGUGGCGCGGGGCUGCCAGCAGCAGGGCUGGAUCCAGCAGUUUGUCACUGCGCUGCAGCAGGGGGGCAGCGACUUGGCCGCCUGCUACGUGAACCCCAGCCUGAGCGAGCUGCCCUCCCCGGCGGAGGAGACCGAGCACGACGUGUGCGUGCGCCUGGUGCAGCUGCUCUAUGGCACCCUGGUGGACAAGCUGAGGAGCCGGCAGGUCACCAACAAGUGUGUGGAGAAGGGACUCUUCCAGGACGAUGACCAGGAGCGGAUCUUAGCUGCAACUGAAAAUCAUGGGGAUAGGGAAGGUGCACGUGAGUUGUUAAGUAGAAUAAUAAAGAAGAAAGAUUGGUUCUCUCCAUUUUUGGCUGUGCUGCGUGAAACUAAGCAUGGAAACCUUGCAGAUGAACUAAGUGGAAAUGUACCAGAAACCGAAAAUAAAGAAAAUGGGAUCAAGCAACCAGCUACUACAGAUGUGGACGUGGAAGCUGAAGAGCCAUUGGCCUCUGAAGUAGGGGAGGAGCUGAAGCAGAGAGAUGAAAUGAAUGAUAGUCUGGCCAGAGAGAGCAUUAUAUUAGGAACAUCUUUUGAAGACACUUCUGAAGUUUUAGAGUCUGAUGUCAGUUUGCCAGAUGCAAGUGUCAGUUGCUUAAAUGAAAGUAUGGGACAUAGUAGCACCACAAGCGGUGAUACAGAUGAGGACGAUACGGACAAAAGAGCUUCCCCUGAACCAGAGCUGAUUCUCAGAGAUUACCAGAUGGAGGUUGCAAAACCAGCACUGAAUGGGGAGAACGUUAUAAUAUGUCUCCCUACAGGCAGUGGUAAAACCAGAGUGGCUGUUUACAUUACCAAAGAGCAUUUGGAUAAGAAGAAAAGAGCAUCAGAGCCUGGAAAAGUUAUAGUACUUGUGAAUAAGGUACCAUUAGUGGAGCAGCAUUUCAGAAAAGAGUUCAACCCAUUCCUGAAGCGCUGGUAUCGGGUUACUGGAUUAAGUGGUGAUUCUCAGCUGAAAAUCUCAUUUCCUGAAGUUGUAAGAAAGAAUGAUGUCAUUAUCAGUACUGCCCAGAUCCUUGAGAAUUCACUGCUGAAUGCAACCACAGAAGAUGAUGAAGAAGGUGUCCAGUUAUCAGACUUUUCUCUCAUUAUUAUUGAUGAAUGUCAUCACACCCAGAAGGAAGGCGUUUAUAACAAUAUAAUGCGACGUUAUUUAAAAGAAAAGAUGAAAAACAAUAAAUUCAGAAAAGAAAACAAACCCCUGAUUCCACAGCCUCAGAUCCUGGGACUAACUGCUUCACCUGGCGUGGGAGGGGCAAGAACUCCUCAGAAAGCUGAAGAACAUAUUCUGAAAAUUUGUGCUAAUCUUGAUGCAUAUAGACUCAUGACUGUUGAAGAACAUGUCCCCCAGCUGAAAGAUCAGGUGAAGGAACCACAUAAGAAGUUUGUGAUUGCAGAUGACAAAAGAAGGGAUCCCUUUAGAGAGAAAAUUACAGAAAUCAUGACAGAGAUUCAAAAUUAUUGUCACUUCAACCCAACAUUUGAAUUUGGAACUCAGCCCUAUGAACAGUGGGCAGUUAAAGAGGAGAAAAAAGCUGCAAAACAAGAAAACCGUAAAGAACGUGCUUGCGCAGAGCAUUUAAAGAAAUAUAAUGAUGCCCUGCAAAUUAAUGACACUAUCCGAAUGAUCGAUGCAUACAACCACCUCAAUAACUUCUAUAAGGAGGAGAAAAGCAAGAAAACAACAGUAAAUGAAGACGAUGCUGAUGAACCAGUAGCAUCAAAACUAGAUGAAACAGAUAAGUUCCUGAUAAAGUUAUUUUAUGCAAAAAAGAAGCAGCUGAAAGAGUUGGCUGGAAAGCCAGAAUAUGAAAAUGAGAAGCUGACACAGUUGCGAAACACCUUAAUGGAGGAGUUCACAAAGACUGAUGAAGCUAGGGGAAUUAUCUUCACAAAGACUCGGCAAAGUGCAUUUGCCCUUUUUCAGUGGAUUAAGGACAACACAAAAUUUGAAGAAGCAGGAAUUAAAGCUCACUACCUUAUUGGAGCUGGUCAUAACAGUGAAUUUAAACCCAUGACUCAGAAUGAACAAAGGGAAAUCAUCAGUAAAUUUCGUGCUGGGAAAGUCAACCUACUUAUUGCUACUACUGUGGCUGAAGAAGGCCUGGAUAUCAAAGAGUGUAACAUAGUUAUCCGCUAUGGUCUUGUCACCAAUGAAAUAGCUAUGGUGCAGGCCCGGGGCCGAGCUCGAGCUGAUGAGAGCACCUAUGUACUGGUGGCAUCAGGUGGAUCGGGAGCUGUUGAACGUGAAAAUGUUAAUAUAUUUCGUGAGAAAAUGAUGUAUAAAGCUAUUCAACGUGUCCAAAGGAUGAGACAGGAGGAAUAUUUAAAUAAGAUUCAGGGUUUUCAGAUGCAAAGUAUAAUGGAAAAAAAAAUGAAGGCAAAGAGAGAUCAGCUUAAGACUUACAAGGAAAAUCCAUCACUAAUAACUUUCCUUUGCAAAAAUUGCCACAAACUGAAAUGUUCUGGGGAAGACAUACAAGUUAUAGAAAACAUGCAUCAUGUCAAUGUGAAAAAGGAGUUCCUGGACCUUUACAGCAUAAGAGAAAAUAAAACACUGCAAGAAAAACAUGCCGAUUACCAAACAAAUGGUGAAAUUAUGUGCAAAGACUGUGGGCAAGCUUGGGGAAAUAUGAUGGUGCACCGAGGUGUAGACCUGCCUUGCUUAAAGAUCAGAAAUUUUGUAGUUGUAUUCAAGGAUAAGAAAACCUCAAACAAAAUUUUCAAAAAAUGGGGAGAGCUGCCAAUCAAGUUCCCUGUCUUUGACUAUGCAGAGCAUUAUGUUUCCAGUGAUGAAGAUUAAGAAUUUGUUCAAGAAUGUAAAGAAAUGCAAAUAUUCAGCAUUAUUUUGACUGCUAUGAUCAGACUCCACUUUUGCAUACAGAAGGUCAAAUUUUGUAUCCUGCAGACUGUGGAAGGCCUUGAAUGCAGUAAAACUACUGUGUGGGAAGAAGAAGGACAUGGAGAGGAGAGAGGACUAUGCUGUCUGGCAGCUGUUUACGCUCCAGCAUGCAGGUUUGGGAUGGGUUGAGGAAAAAGAAGACCUUGUGGAGCCAGGCUUAGUGUGGGUCCACAGAACAAACCUACUCUUACCUACACAGCAGCAUCCAAUCAAUUAUCAAGGUCUCCCUUAUAUUUUUUUAAUUGCAACUGUCAUUUUUUAUUAUUGUAAUGAGUGCCUUUCGCUUGCUGAGACUUUCUUCAGAUAUUUUGGGGCUCUUAUCUCAACAGACACUUUUAAAAAAAUAACUUGAUUGUAGUUCAAAUGUGCAGAAAGCAGGGAUUGGGAAUCAGUUUUUGGUGACACAGCAGCGGAAGUGGAGUACAGGGUAUGCAAGCAUUAUCCCAGUGCAAGAGUUGGUGAGGGCCACCAACUCUUAGCAGCGGUCUAAGCUGGUCAUUUUCCACAUGUCCUUCCCCAUGCUCACAUUGCUACUACUCAGAAGCACAGAUGACCUUGCUGUCUCCACUUCUGCACUAUGUUCUGAAAGAGGAGGCCAGUGAGGGGAGUAGAUUUACCUAGUGUUGUCUCCCAGAAUGCUCUGCUUCUCUUCCUUUAUGCCAUCAGCUGGUGACUUCCAAAUGUGUUACGUAGUCAGACUAAAACUAAACUACCAUUAAAAUAUGGUUUGAAAAAUCACUGUAUUUAAGCCUAUUUAAAUAUCCAGCCUCUCAAAUUUGAGAACUUCAGUGACAAAUACAAACUUUACCUGUGCAGUAACAUGAGAAGACUGUGUAAAAUGUUGGAGAUAAAAUAACAUAGCCAGUUAAUAAAUAAUCUCUGUAAACUGUGAUACAUCUUAUUUCCUGUCACCAUUAGUGCAUAGACAUUCAUAUGCAGUAAUUGUUGAAGCUUCUCUUCAUGACAUAUUUUUUAAAUAUUUGGUGUGAAAUCCUGGUCCUAUUUGAAGUUGAUGGCAAAACUCCUAUUGACUUCAAUAGGGCCAGGAUAUCCAUCCUUGCAAUUCAAAGUGCAGCUCUGCUCUAAAAAGUAACUUCAAAAAUGGCAUCAUGUGGUUCCAUAUUUUUCUCAUUGACCAAUUACAUAUUUUUUCACCUUGCAAGUAAAAUAAGUGUGGGUUUUGUCUUGUCUUCCUAAAUGUCAGCCUUUUAAACUCAACCUGGGAUCUCUGAAAGUAAACCUGUGUUCUUUCUGGCUUGAGCAUCAUUGCUGGUAACCCUGACCCAAAUGAGAUCUGCAAAAGUGCAGCUGAGGUGCAACUGCAUUGUUCUGCAACUCCAGGUGAAGAUCCUGCAGUUGAAACAUAGCUAAAAAUUCUUUUUGCUUAUGCACGAGACAGAAAGUAAUCCAGCUCACUCUCUCAUAUGUAUACCAGCUUUAUGUUGCUAACAGGAGUAAAAAGUAGUAUGAACUUGUUUUUGUUAUUAAAGAAUCAGUGUCCACAAGGAGCAAAUCUGUUGAGUUAGGACUUCUGACCACACUUUAGGCAUAUUAAAUUAAAUUGUUACAUAAAAAAAACAGUAACAUAAAUUAUGACUGGCAGAAAACAGUAGCUUAACACAGAUAUCAACAAACUGUGGUAUGGAACAAUGUUAAAUUUUAAUUUACAUAUGUCAAUGUCUAUUCUGAUAGGCUCAUCUGAGGUCUAUAUUGUUUUAUUUAAAUUCUGGCCUCAGUCAUUCAGAUAACUCAUGGGAAUCUCUGCUGAUUGACUCAGGAGUCAAUUUUAGUAUUUGCUCUUUUAAUUUCAUUGUGCAUUAAAAUGUUAAUAUUUAAAAAUACUACUAAACUAAAUUUCAUGAUAGAUAUGGAGAAAUAUCCUGGUAUUUCUUAUGAAAACAUUUAGAUAGCAUGUAAUAAUACCUGCCUACAGUGGUGCUGUGUUUCACUGAGCAUCAAGUUUUUUAUUCAAGAUAAAUGCUGAAUUUGACUUCACCUCAAUCAUUCUCUCCCAUAUUUCAAUUAAACUGGAUGUUCUGCUCAUCUGAAGUGAUAGCUGCUCAUUUUUAAAUGAAUAAUAGGGUUAUAAAAAUAAAUGUGUAUUCUGAUUAUAAGUUUUCCACUACAGGAAGAUUGUAGAUUACAAUGUGCAUAAACUGUAUAAAUUGUGGCAUGGGUAACUGAAUAAUUUAGACCUAUAAAUAACCCAACAAACUACUACUUCAUGGAUGGAAAUAACUUUCUGACGUCAAAAGUGUGAAGGCCAACAGAUUAAUAUCCAUUCAAAUGUUCUGAGACAGUACUUUACAGGUCCUUUAUUGAUACUAUUAACAAAAAAGGCAGUGGGAUACUGGAGGAUAAAUAGAACAUGGCACAUGGGGGUUGAAUUUUACGUGGUAUAUAUCUAAUCUAUAAUGAUAUUCCUCCUCUUACAUAUUGUGUAAAGUAUGAUACAGUUUAUAAACAAAAGCUUUAUUCAUUUCAGUA